AUGAGUAUUCAUCCGAAACAACAACAUAGUCCGGUGCAGGAGCAACAACAACAACAUCUUCCUCGUCCUUCUCCAUUCGAUGAGCUGUCUGCAAUUUUCUAUCCUCUACAGCAAGAAAAUUCAAGUUUUGGUGAUUCCAAUGGAGAUCAGUCUCCCAAUUCCAAGUUGAUCUCAGCACUAAUCAACGAUAACGAUUUUUUAGAUGAGAUCGGAAAGGAAGGACCAAUCUACCGUAUCAUGUCGUCGAUGAUGGAAGGAUCUUCGCCGGCACGAGAAAUUCAACCACCGUCACCAGAAGACCCCGAAGCGAGAAGUGUAGUACUGUACGAUCAUCAAAUCCAAGUUGUAGCUGAUGCAGCUGCUUAUUGUUACCAACCUUUCCUUCUCCCGCCAGGUUUUAGAUUUGUACCAAAUGAUGACGAACUCAUCCGUUGUUACUUGUUACCGUUCUUACGCGGCUACCCAUUCCUGCCCUGUAUCGACAUCCAUCACGUCGACAUCUACAAGUACAACCCCGAAGAGCUUGCAGCCGAGUUCAAGAAGGGAAAUGAUAAAGACGAGUGGUUUUUCAUCACGGAGAGGAGAAAGAAUUGGUUAAGGCCGGAUUGUAGUGCUAAUGGAGGAUACUGGAGACCAACAGGGAGUGAGACAAAGGUUGAUGCCGGAAAAGGAGUGUUAGGCUCCAAAAGAACUCUUGUUUUUCACACGGGAAAACAACCAAAGGGCACCAAAACCGAUUGGAUGAUGCAAGAAUACCAUUUGGACCAUCCUCUGCCUCCUCCUCCGCGUGAUAACAACUCCAAUGAGGACAACAAGAUGCUGGAUACAGUUUUGUGCAAGAUUUACGAUACGCCAAAGGGAAAGAAGAGGAGAGCAUAUGAGGAAGAGAAACAAGAAGACGAAGACGAGGAUGAGUUGUUUUCAACUUUCUAUCUUGGAAAGCAAGAAACCGAAGAAGAAGAAGAAGAAGAAGAAGAUGAUGAUGUGAGGGCCAUGCCUUGUACCGAUGAACACUAUUAG
Messenger RNA from Microthlaspi erraticum, 1020 nucleotides. The record is from the annotation of a GenBank genome assembly. NCBI's taxonomy places the organism in Eukaryota, Viridiplantae, Streptophyta, Magnoliopsida, Brassicales, Brassicaceae.